AUGGCCUCUCGUCAUCAAAGGAACUCUGUGCGGAUCCUGUCCAGCCGGGAGCGCGGCUCACAGGCCUUUGGCUCCAAGCGCCUCCUGCAGCAGCUGGUGGAGGAGAAGGUCCGCUGGAUGAAAUGGCAGAGUCAGGUAAAAGCCAAAGAAGCACACUAUCCCAGUCAAAGGAUUAGCCAAAACUGCUUUGGUUUCAACAGAUAUGGAAUAGUAGUAUGCUGUCAUACACUUGCUGCAGUAGGCAUUUUGAUCUGGGGCAAUAUACCAUUGCCUUUAACUCGUCACCAUGGAAACAAUGCCCUGUGCUUGUCUUUAUCAUCUGUAGUCUAUUAUGGGAGUUGUUCUUCAAAAUCCCUAAUAAUAUGCACUUGAUGGAUCACAAUUAAACUCAAGUCAUAAGUAAAGAAAAAAAAAAAUGCAUGUGCUACCUCCAUGUAAGGCUCUGGCAUUAAGCGAUGUUUGUUUGUUGCCCUUACACAGAAAGUGGAGCUGCCAGACAGCCCUCGCUCGACGUUCCUGUUGGCCUUCAGCCCAGACCGGUAAGGAACUCAACUGACCCGGCCGCAUUAAUGGAUUUGUGAGAGCAUUUGAGGCAGGGCUUCCUUUCGCGUCACAGCAGCUGUACCAUUCACUCUAGACCCCCCCCCCCCCCUCUUAUCUCCACUUUGAUAGGACCCUCAUGGCUUCCACUCAUGUCAAUCACAACAUCUACAUCACGGAGGUGAAGACUGGAAAGUGCUUGCAUUCGCUGGUGGGCCACCGCCGCACGCCCUGGUGCGUGACCUUUCACCCUACCAUCCCUGGCCUUGUGGCCUCCGGAUGCCUUGACGGAGAGGUCCGCAUCUGGGAUCUGCAUGUAAGUGGUGCCUUCUCUUAAACACAGACCCCUAUUAAGAUAAAUAGGACACAAGUUUCAGGUCCCCGCUUGCCAAGUUGCAUAGGUAUAUAUUUUUGCUAUGUUAGUUUGUAAGACUUGCAUGCACAGUCUUCGGCAGAAGUAAAUGUUGAGGUUUCCCCCAGGGCACUGUCCAACUCCAGGCAUCAUAAGGAAACGUGUUUAUCUUCAAUGUGUUGCUAUUGGUAGUCUAGUUGAUAAACCCCUUUGACAGGAGUCCGUAUCCCAUAAAGAUCAUGCAAACGUUUGUAUCCAGUGUUGCCGUAUCCUACUUGUUUCUUUCUGUAUUAAACCCCCUUCUUGUGUUUGUUUCUGCAGGGUGGCAGUGAGAGCUGGUUCACGGAGAGCAACGUGGCCAUUGCCUCGCUAGCCUUCCACCCCACUGCCCAGCUCCUCCUCAUCGCAACCAAUAACGAGCUCCACUUCUGGGACUGGAGCCGGCCCGAGCCCUUCGCUGUGGUCAAAACCGGCAGCGAGACUGAAAGAGUCAGGUGGGACGCCAUAGAGAUAGAUACAUAUAUACAUACAUACAUACAUACAUACAUGCAUACAUAUAGUGCCUUCGGAAAGUAUUUAGACCCCUUGACUUUUUCCACAUUUUGUUACAUUACAGCCUUAUUCUAAAAUGGAUGAAAAAAAACCAAAUCCUCAGCAAUCUACACACAAUACCCCAUAAUGACAAAGCAAAAAAACAAAACAGAAAUGCCUUAUUUACAUAAUUAUUCAGACCCUUUGCUAUGAGACUCGAAAUUGAGCUCAGGCGCAUCCUGUUUCCAUUGAUCAUCCUUGAGAUGUUUCUACAACUUGAUUGGAGUCCACCUGUGGUAAAUUGAAUUGAUUGGACAUGAUUUGGAAAGGCACACACUUGUCUAUAUAAGGUCCCACAGUUGACUGUGCAUGUCAGAGCAAAAACCAAGCCAUGAGGUCGAAGGAAUUGUCCGUAGAGCUUCGAGACAGGAUUGUGUCGAACCACAGAUCUGAAGAAGGGUACCAAAAAAUGUAUCCAGCAUUGAAGGUCCCCAAGAACACAGUGGCCUCCAUCAUUCUUAAAUGGAAGAAGUUUGAAACCACCAAGACUCUUCUUAGAGCUGGCCGCCCGGCCAAACUGAGCAAUCGGGGGAGAAGGGCUUUGGUCAGGGAGGUGACCAAAAACCCGAUGGUCACUCUGACAGAGCUCCAGAGUUCCUCUGUGGAGAUGGGAGAACCUUCCAGAAGGACAACCAUCUAUGCAGCACUCCACCAAUCAGGCCUUUAUGGUAGAGUGGCCAGACGGAAGCCACUCCUCAGUAAAAGGCACAUGACAGCCUGCUUGGAGUUUGCCAAAAGGCACCUAAAGGACUCUCGGACCAUGAGAAACAAGAUUCUCUGGUCUGAUGAAACCAAAAUUGAACUCUUUGGCCUGAAUGCCAAGCGUCACGUCUGGAGGAAACCUGGCACCAUCCCUACGGUGAAGCAUGGUGGUGGCAGCAUCAUGCUGUGGGAUGUCUUUCAUCAGCAGGGACUGGGAGACUAGUCAGGAUCGAGGGAAAGAUGAACGGAGCAAAGUAUAGAGAGAUCCUUGAUGAAAAUCUGCUCCAGAGCGGACCUCAGACUGGGGUGAAGGUUCACCUUCCAACAAGACAACGCAGGAGUGGCUUCGGGACAAGUCUCUGAAUAUCUUCCCCUUCCUCCUCUGAGGAGCCUCCACUGGUAUAAUUUGAUUUCAGGAAAACAUUUUUUUUUAAACAUUUGUUCCAUUUUCACAUGGAACAACCCCACUGUAGCGCAAAUGUUGUAUCAUUAUAAUAUGAUAUUGCUAUGAUUAGAAUAUCUUUGAGUUGAUGGAAAGUUCUGCUGUUUCUCUUUUAGGUUGGUGAGGUUUGAUCCUUUGGGGCACAAUCUUCUGACUGCUACUGUGAACCCCUCCAACCAGCAGGUGAGUCCUUUCUCUUAUCACAACAAAAUUGCACUGUACCGUAUACCGUUUUCUGUCUACAAAUGAAAUCUUCUCAAAGCCUUUUAAAUAUGACUGUACCCUAAAACAUUCAACAUGACUACCCUAAUAUCUAACAUAUUAUUAUGUCCUGUAGAAUGAUGAUGACUCUGAGGUCCCCAUGGACAGCGUGGAGAUGCCACACUUCCGCCAGCGCUCCUUCCUGCCAUCCCAGCCCGUACGCCGCACGCCCAUCCUCCACAACUUCCUGCACAUCCUGUCGUCGCGCUCGUCGGGGGCGGAUGCGUCACGCCCUGGCGGGGAGGUCAGCGGCGUGCCCCCCAGCAUGCCUUUGGGGCAGUACCCAGCCUCACAGGACCGCGGACUGCCCUUCCCAGGCUGCACCCAGCACCUGGGCAUGGUGUGCCUCUGCAGCCGCUGUACGGCCAACCGCAGCCCCUCUCUGGGCGAGGGGACCUCCUCCAGGCCUGUGGUCCUCCCUGAGCACCCUCAGCCGGCCCCCCACGCCUCCACCUUUUCCUCGGCCCAUACGGAGCCCCGGCAGCCUUCAGAGCCCAGUGGGGCCCAACAGCGGCCCUCUGCCUUCACUACGGUUUACUACAGCGCUGGCAGCUCCCUGCACCGCGCCGUGCCUACCGCCCACAUGGCCAGCCCGCCCCUGAGCCAGCAGCCUCCGCCGCCGCCACCCACCAGCCACCAACCCCCCUCCCGCCCACUGCCCGGACCCGACUGGACACGCAGCCUGCUGAAUAUGAGAGGCUCAGAGAGCAGGGCUGGAGGGAGUGAAGGUGGGGUGAGCGGGGGAGGUGGUGUCGAGGGCGGGAUGCUGCCCCCCCGAACCAGCUCGUCCUCCGUCAGCCUGCUGUCAGUGCUCCGGCAGCAGGACGGCUCCUCCCAGUCCCCUGUCUACACCUUCCCCCCGCAGCCGAGCUCCGAACCUGGCUCUGGCCCCGUGGCCAAUCAGCGAGGAGGUGGAGGAGGAGCGGGCACCAGCAGCGGGCACCACCCUUUCUGGGACGGCACGCGCAGCAACCCGACCUCGUUCCGCAACGUGCUCCAGUGCAACCUGAGCCGCUACUUCAUGGAGUUCGACCGCAUGCAGGACCUGGAGUCGCCACUGGGGGGCGUCGGUGGAGGAGAGGGCGGCCAGGAGCAGACGCAGGAGCUGCUCAACAACAACAUGGACCUGGAGAGACCCGGGCCAUCCUCCUCCCACUAUCAGCCCCAGCCGCCCCCACCAACCACAGCCGAGAACAACCCCCCUCCCUCAAAUGCGGCCCACUCCUCCCGGGGCCACCUGAACCGCUGCCGGGCCUGCCACAACCUGCUCACCUUCAACCACGACUCCCAACGCUGGGAGCGCACCAGCCCAGCCUCCUCCACCUCCGCUGUCGCCACCCAGGAGGGCUCCAGCUCUCCCUGGCAGCAGCCCCCCAGCCCUGCCUAUGAAGAAACCCAUGUGUCACCACGGAGGCGGGAGCCCCAACCCCAGCCACCAGAGCGGGAGAGGAGGAUAACCCAGCCCCCGGAGCCCAGCGAGCGGCAGCCCUCCCCAGGCCCUCAUGGUGCGGCCAUGCCCUUCCCCACCAUCGCGUCGUCCACUGCCCAGCCCGGGGAGCAGACGGUGGGCCUGGUGUACAACCAGGAGACGGGCCAGUGGGAGCGCGUCUACCGCCAGGCCGCCUCCAGCCACUCCGCUGUUGCCGACGCACCGCCAGAGGCCUUAAGCCAAGAAAUGCCUGUGGAUAACCCGGACGAGGACUCUCUGAGGAGGUAGAGUUAUGAGAAAGGCCUUGGUAGUCUCUUCAGUGGUGUUUUUUGCUCAGUCCAGGGUCGUGCUCACACUGUGGUAAAAUGUUUAAAAUGAACGUUUUUUUUAUUGAACGAGCUCUGAUAGUACCUCGCUGUUUUAUCUACUGAAUGCAACUCUGCUCACUUUAGCUAGUGAUCCUCUCUGAUAUAACAACAUUACAGCAAGUAACUACUGGUCUGCUUUUAUCAGUAUGUCCUUGAUAGGCUUAUAUUGUCCGAAUAGUUGUAUUUGUAUGAAACAAAUAGACUCCCUUUGUAGAGGAGAUGAAAUGCUGAUCCAUUGUUUGGCGUGUUUGUUCACAGAAGGCUGUUGGAGUCCUCCCUCCUCUCUCUCUCCCGCUACGACAUGGGAGGAUCCAGAGACCACCCCAUCUACCCAGACCCUGCCAGGUACCAGCCCCCAACCUCACCUCUAAUUAACUAGUACUGUGUUUGACAGGAUAAAACCCCUCCAGGUGCACCAUUUAGUUUUGGAGGGGGUUCUGUCGAAACAUAAAGUUGACAGUUUAAAGUAAGGUUGAAAUAUCCCUGUAAUUUUCCCAAAUGUUUACAGAUUUAACAAAAUAUCAAAGGUAGAGAAUUUCUUAAACGCGGGAACUUCAAGAAGGUUUAUGGAAUUUUGCCAACAUACACUGAAAAAAAUAUAAACGCAACAUGUAAAGUGUUGGUCCCAUGUUUCAUGAGCUGAAAUAAAAGAUCCCAGAAAUCUUCCAUAUGCACAAAAAGCUUAUUUCUCUUAAAUGUUGUGCAGAAAUGUGUUUACAUCCCUGUAAGUGAGCAUUUCUUCCUUUGCCAAUAUAAUCCAUCCACCUGACAGGUGUGGCAUAUCAAGAAGCCGAUUCAACCGCAUGAUCAUUACACAGGUGCACCUUGUGCUGGGGACAAUAAAAGGCCGCUCUGAAAUGUGCAGUUUUGUCACACAACACAAUGCCACAGCUGUUGCAAGUUUUGAGGGAGCGUGCCAUUGGCAUGCUGACUGCAGGAAUGUCUACCAGAGCUGUGGCCAGAGAAUUAAAUGUUAAUUUCUCUACCAUAAGCUGCCUCUAAUGUUGUUUUAGAGAAUAUGACAGUACGUCCAACCGGCCUCACAACCGCAUACCCAGGUGUAUGGAGUCGUGUGGGUGAGCGGUUUGCUGAUGUUAACGUGUUUGCUGAUGUCAAUGUUGUGAACAGAGUGGGGUUAUGGUAUGGGCAGGCAUAAGCUAUGGACAACGAACACAAUUUAUCGAUGGUAAUUUGAAUGCACAGAGGUACCGUGACAAGAUCCUAAGGCCCAUUGCCGUUCCAUUCAUCCACCGCCAUCACCUCAUGUUUUAACAUAAGUCAUGGCCCCAUGUCGCAAGGAUCUGUACACAAUUCCUGGAAGCUGUCUGUUCUUCUAUGGCCUGCAUACUCAACAGACAUGUCACUCUUUGACCAUAUUUGGGUUGUUCUGGAUUGACGUGUAUGACAGCGUGUUCCAGUUCCCACCAAUAUCCAGCAACUUCGCACAGCUUCUGAAGAGGAGUGGGACUGAAUUCCACAGGCCACAAUCAACAGCCUGAUCAACUCCAUGCGAAGGAGAUGCGUUGUGCUGCAUUUUUUUAGGUAUCUGUGUCCAGCUCCAGCAGAUGUGUAUCUGUAUUCCCAGUCAUGUGAAAUCCAUAGAUUAGGGCCUAAUUAAUUUAUUUCAAUUGACUGAUUUCCUUAUAUGAACUGUAAUUCAGUAAAAUCUUUUGAAAUGGUUGCAUUUAUAUUUUUGUUCAGUAUAGUAUCAACCCUAGAGCUGUAAACCCCCCCAUUGAACCCUUCUCUCUGCCGUUGUUUCUCCUGCAGGUUGUCACCGGCUGCGUACUAUGCCCAGAGAAUGAUCCAGUACCUGUCGAGGCGGGACAGUAUCCGCCAGCGCUCGCUGCGCUACCAGCAGAACCGCCUGAGGACCCUCUCCUCCUCGUCGGACAGCCCUGCCGGCAACCCCUCGGCCGCUAUGGAGAACAGCGACGUGGACUUUGAGGAGCUAGAGUGAGUUGGCGGCAACCCAUCCUGGCCCCUUAACGGGAUAUUAGUUACACUCUUAAAUCAGUUUGUCUGAUUUUUGUUUUCAGACCUCAAAGUGGUCUUCUGUUGAGAUAAGAGGGGAUAAGGAGAUGUCCCAAGCCGUCUUUUUAGAAAACAUAAGCACCAUAUAAUUCCAUUUGAUUUUACGGUGCUUAUAUUUUCCAUUCAUUUUGGGUCGAGGCAUGUACUGUAGCUGGAUCUACACAACCAAUGGUGUGUGAUGUCGACUUACACUAUAUAUACAAAAGUAUGUGGACACCCCUUCAAAUGAGUGGAUUCGGCUAUUUCAGCCACACCCGUUGCUGACAGGUGUAUAGCACACAGCCAUGCAAUCUCCAUAGACAAACAUUGGCAGUAGAAUGGCCUUAUUGAAGAGCUCAGUGACUUUCAAUGUGGCACCAUCAUAGGAUGCCACCUUUCCAACAAGUCAGUUCGUCAAAUUUCUGCCCUGCUAGAGCUGCCCCGGUCAACUGUAAGUGCUGGUAUUGUGAAGUGGGAACGUCUAGGAGCAACAACGGCUCAGCCGCGAAGUGGUAGGCCACAGAAGCUCACAGAACAGGAUCAGCAAGUGCUGAAGCGCGUAGCGCGUAAAAAUUGUCUGUCCUCGGUUGCAACACUCACUACAGAGUUCAGAACUGCCUCUGGAAGCAACAUCAGCACAAUAACUGUUAGUCGGGAGCCUCAUGAAAUUGGUUUCCAUGGCCGAUCAGCCGCAUACAAGCUUAAGAUCACCAUGCGCAAUGCCAAGCGCCGGCUGGAGUGGUGUAAAGCUCACCGCCAUUGGACUCCGGAGCAGUGGAAGAAAUGUGUUCUCUGGAGUGAUGAAUCACGCUUCACCAUCUGGGUUUGGCGGAUGCCAGGAGAACGCUACCUGCCCCAAUGCAUAGUGCCAACUGUGAAGUUUGUUGGAGGAAGAUUAAUGGUCUGGGCUGUUUUUCAUGGUUCGGGCUAGACCCCUUAGUUCCAGUGAAGGGAAAUCUUAACACUACAGCAUACAAUGACGUUCUAGCAACAGUUUGGGGAAGGCCCUUUCCUGUUUCAGCAAGACAAUGCCCCUGUGCACAAAGCGAGGUCCAUACAGAAAUGGUUUGUCGAGAUCAGUGUGGAAGAACUUGACUGGUCUGCACAGAGCCCUGACCUCAACCCCAUCGAACACCUUCGGGAUGAAUUGAACGCUGACUGCGAGCCAGGCCUAAUCACCCUACAGUGCCCAACCUCACUAAUGCUCUUGUGGCCGAAUGGAAGCAAGUCCCCGCACCAAUGUUCCAACAUCUAGUGGAAAGCCUUCCCAGAAGAGUGGAGGCUGUUUAUAGCAGCAAAGGGGGGACCAACUCUAUUUUAAUGCCCAUGAUUUUGGAAUGAACUGUUCGACAAGCAGGUGUCCACAUACUUUUGGUCAUGUAGUGUAUCUUGCCAUUGGAAUAAUUUUGCAAUCUGAGUACAGUCAUCCUACCUUGAACAUUCCGCUUCACCACACAUUUCACCCAACAGCCUCUGUUUCUCCCAAUAACUGCCGUGUGUGUGUUUAACAGUGACAACGGAGACCGGACGAGGCACAGAACACCACGCAACGCCAGGAUGUCUGCACCUUCGCUGGGGCGCUUCGUUCCUCGGCGGUUUCUUUUGCCUGAGUACCUGCCCUACGCUGGGAUCUUCCACGAGAGGGGACAGCCUGGCCUGGCCACCCACUCCUCUGUCAAUAGGGUCCUAGCAGGUACUAACAAAGAUUGUCUCACUAGAGUGCACUCCGCUUAAAAUGUGGUUAAAUUGUCCGACAUGGAUGUGAUCACUAUAAGAGGAGUGCACUGUAAAACCCUUUUCACACUACUGCGCCAAGCUGAGCUGUACCAUCCAUUAUAGUUGGUGGAACAUUUACAUUUACGUCAUUUAGCAGACGCUCUUAUCCAGAGCGACUUACAAAUUGGUGCAUUCACCUAAGAGCCAGUGGGAUAACCACUUUACAAUAUUUUUAUUCUUUUUGGGUGGGGUAAGGGGGGGUAGAAGGAUUACUUUAUCCUAUCCCAGGUAUUCCUUAAAGAGAUGGGAGAGAUGAGGAUUCCUGUGCCACCACCCCGCUGACCAGAUGCUCUCGGGGUAUGCGAGAACACAUGGUCAGACGAGGAGAGAGCAGUAGGAGUAGCAGUGUUUUCAGUGGUAAUCCAUGUUUCCGUCAGCGCCAAGAAGUCGAGGGACUGGAGGGUAGCAUAGGCUGAGAUGAACUCUGCCUUGUUGGCCGCAGAACGGCAGUUCCAGAGGCUGCCGGAGACCUGGAACUCCACGUGGGUCGUGCGUGCAGGGACCACCAGGUUAGAGAGGCAGCAGCCACGCGGUGUGAGGCGUUUGUAUAGCCUGUGCGGAGAGGAGAGAACAGGGAUAGACAGAGGCAUAGUUGACAGGUUACAGAAAAUGGCUACAAUAAUGCAAAGGAGAUCGGAAUGAAAUGAACUAAACAUCUGGGAAAGCGAGAGAGCGGGGCCUCCCUCACUUCCGUUUCACUGAAACACCCAAAUAUAACUCUCCCAACUUCCACCUCAGAAACUAUCAUUGUUGUAAACUACAGCGGUUCAAUGUUUUCUAGGAAUAGACUAACUUAGUUUAUUCAGCUAGCUAACUUGGUACAGUAUUCUUCCGUGAAAACCGUCCAGGGCACCUAGUCAUAUGACGCCACAGACAACUAGCAUGCCGGACUCCAACAACACGGUUUAGCACCAAUACUCGGCCACAACAAACCACCAGUGUGUCAACACGCCAAGCAGAUCAUUUGUGUCCGUGUCUAACGUUGUGGGUUAGUCCCGACAGCUUGAGCGAGUCCGUCGUCAAUUUAUUCAGCCAGUUAGUUAGCUAGAAUAGUUAGCAUGCUAGCCAUUGCUUUCUGCCAACGAAGAAACCCCUCCUCCCACGGCACGAACACGCAGAGAGAGCCAAGCUAACGUUAACUAGUCACCCAUGUCCUGAAUUCCCUUGAACGACUCUGGCUACCAGUAUGUAAAAACAAAACACAAAUGUAGGUUAUAACUUACCCCUAGCAGCUACUGUUAGCUAGCCAAGUGCAAAGCUAGCCACUGAAUUGACUCAGCCAGUUCGCGUCUGUUCGCUAGGUCGUUCCAGCUAUUGUUUAGUAGCUAUCCAGGUAGCAACAAGCUAGCUACAUUUCGAGCACAGUAGCCACUUACUACCUAACGUUAACCCUUCAGACAAUGAGGUUAGAAAAACAGCUGAGUGGUAGGCAUUAUUGUAUGUAAUUAUUGUAGGCAGCUAGCUGGCGUAAUUACAGGUACUCUCAGGCGUGAAACAACUAUCCACAGUUGCUAAUAGUUACCAGUAGCUACCUGCUAGCUAGUCCAGGUAGUGGGUUAGCUAGCUUCGUGCUUCACCGGGCUCAGCCGAAUACAAUACUUACCUACAAUAAUUACAUACAACAACCCACGAUAACUACCUACAAUACCUAACUACAAUCGAAAUACAUAGUUUAAGCUUUACUCGACAAAGCUUAAACUAUGUAUAUAAGCCAAGCUUACCCUCCCGCCAGAGAGAGAGGAUAGAGAUGCAGAAGGGAGGAGUCCAGGCAGGGCAAUGUGAUUGUGUGCAGCGGUUGAUGUCAACCCUGGCUCAGCUUCACAGCUCUGUGUUCUCCUCUGCAAAGGUGUAAAAGAGAAUAUCCAAGCCAGUACGGUUCAAGUGGGCCACAACUGACUAGUUGACUGCUCUCAUACAGCUCAAUGUUAUCCAUUUUGUGUUAUCUGCAAUAGUGAUACACUCCUCCUCCUAUUUCACAUUCAAUAACCUUUCCACUGACCACUGGCCUUUCUCCUGUCUCUCAGGUGCCUCCAUCGGGGACGGCCAGUCGGCAGUGGCCAGCAACAUAGCCAACACCACUUACCGGCUGCAGUGGUGGGACUUCACCAAGUUCGACCUACCGGAGAUCAGCAACGGUAUGUAAAAAAACUUUCAGAACAUUGCAGGAAGAUUAGAAUGAAUAGAGCCGACCCUAUUCUGACAGACAAUCGUAUAAUUUCUACACAAUACAUUUCUGUCUGAAAGUUCUGGAACGUUAGAUCCUCCUAAACCGGUCCCAGCUCUCCUAUUGUUUGAACAGCGAUGUUUGCCUCUCUGAUUGCGGUUACCUAAGCGGUCUACUGUAUUAUUGACACUGUGUGUGUUUGUCUAUUGCCUACUCCUCCAGCCUCUGUGAAUGUGCUGGUGCCAAACUGUAAGAUCUACAACGACGCCAGCUGUGACAUCUCGGCGGACGGGCAGCUCCUGGCAGUGUUCAUACCCAGCAGCCAGCGGGGCUUCCCUGACGAGGGCAUCCUGGCUGUGUACUCCCUGGCCCCUCACAACCUGGGGGAGGUGCUCUACACCAAAAGAUUUGGUAAGUCUUGUCACGUAGUAGAGGACGUCUUGCCGUCAGGGACUUGACCUCCAGGAUACAAAUAUAGCAGUGUUUCCCAAACCUCUCCUCAAGUGGCCCCAGCCAAUCCACUUAUUUGAGGUGUUCCAGUGAUGGCAGACCUGAUUCAAUUGGUCAACUAAUCACCUCAUUAGUUGAAUCAGGUGUGCUAGUUGUGGAAUACAUCAAAUUAGUUGAACUGCAGGAGGUACUCGAGGAGAGGUUUGGGUAACACUGAACUAGAGAAUCUAAAACAUUGAAUCUAGUAAAUCGGUGCACUAAACAGAAUAUUAUAGAUGGUUAACCUUAACUACAAUACAAUAAUAUCCUAGAAGAGUCUUGCCUAACCUUCUCAGUCUUAACGUUUGUCUUCAACCCUCCCACAGGUCCCAAUGCCAUCUCGGUGAGCCUGUCUCCCAUGGGCUGCUACGUGAUGGUGGGCCUGGCCUCCCGCAGGAUCCUGCUGCAUCCCUCCACCGACCACAUGGUGGCGCAAGUGUUCCGGCUGCAGCAGCCCCAUGGUGGAGAGACCUCCAUCAGGGUGAGACAGAGAGACCCCCCCCCCCCCCCCCCCCCCCCUAAUGCAGGGAAAAGACCAGCCCAGCUGGUUACAUUUUAACCUAUGUCAGUGAAGGUCAACAGUGCGGGAGAAGGGUAGUACCACAGAUUGAUACUACCGGGAUGGUGUUCAUUAUGGCAAGCUUUGGAAAAUGAUUAAAUGAGUCCAGGUAAUCCCUCCCCGUUUGUCAGUUUUCUUCUAUUUGGUGUCUAAUGAACACAACCCAGGUUUGUAGAUAGCCUACAUGGCUUUUACCCAUACCAAAAGGGUUCACUUUAUUGUGCAUUUUAUGUUUAGUUUUAUGUCACAAGUACAGUGAAACGCUUUCUUGCAAACUCAAAAGCCAACAAUGCAAUAAUCAAUGGCAAUGUAAUCCUACAAAAAAAAAACACAAGAAAUAUGAAGAGCACAAUAAGUAAGUAAGAAUACUAUAUACAGGGUCCAAUACCUUAUUUACAUUGUGCAGGGAUACUUGUGCAGGGAUACUGGAGUGAUGGAGGUAGAUAUGUAUAGGGGUAAGGUGACUACGCACCAGGAGAGAAGAUAAACAGAGUAGCAGCAGCUUGUAUGUGAGUGGGUGAGUGGGUGUGUAGUCAGUAUAACGAGUCAGUAUAAAUAUAUGUGCAUAUUAUGUGUGAGUGAGCAGAUGAUGGAGUGUGUGUGUAGGGCCCUGUGAGUGUGUUUAUUUUCCAAUGACGUCUAAAAAAGCAUGGCGCCCUAUUAAAAUACUCAUUAUUUCCUAUACAGCCGCCUCAAAUCAAAUUCGACAAAUAACAAUCAUGUCCCACCUAUUCACUGUGUCAGCCAUAAAAAUACUGAGAAGUUUUUAAAUGACUGUUUGUCUGGCCAUUACUGACAUUAUAAAGCCGUUAGAUUCUUCAAAACCAGCAAGAAAAGGUUGGCUCAGAUGGAACAUAGAAUGUAGAUGGACAUUGUUUGUUUUUGACAUUUCACUUGUCUCCCAUGGCCCCCUGUUUUCCGCUAAGACGUAAUCUGUUCAUAUUUCAAAUACAAUUGUAUUGGUUGCGUACACAUAUUUAGCAGAUGUUAUCACGGGUGUAGCGAAAUGCUUAUGUGCCUAGCUUCAACUGUGCAGUAAUACCUAACAAUACAAACAAUACACGCAAAUCCCCAACAUUUAAAUAAAUUAAGAAAUAUAGGGAAAUUAAAACGUCCAGAAUAUUAUAGUCCGGAAUAUAAAUAUAUGUAAAUGAUGGUGUGUAUAGACAUUAUGGACAGUAUAUGAAUAGAAAAGGUGUGUACAUCAGUACUUUUAUAUAGGAUGAAAAUUGACUAGAAUACAGUAUAUAUACAUAUGAAGUGGGUAAAACAGUAUGUAAACAUUAAUAACGUGACCAGUUUGACUAUGUACGUGUAGUGCAGCAGUCUCUAAGGUGCAGGGUUAAGCACCGGGUGGUUUACCACAAAGUGUAUGCUUGUUGACGUUUACGAUUGUUUGUCUGGGUUCUCUAUUUGUUCCCUAGAUGGUGUUCAACGUGGUCUACCCCAUGGCUCCAGACCAGCGGCGGCAUGUCAGCAUCAAUUCAGCCAGAUGGCUUCCAGACCCGGGGAUGGGCCUGGCCUACGGGACCAACAAAGGAGACCUGGUCAUCUGCAGGCCCGUGUGAGUAGUGCUCCUGUCUGAACAUUGUAAAUCUUAUACCUGAUAAGACUGGGCCCUAUCAGGAUGGUGCAUUGGUGACUUGUUUGUUUUGUAGUCAUCAAUAUACACUUUGUGUUCAAAGGUGUGUUCUUGGGAUCUUGAGUUCAGUGUAUUCCCUACCACCACCUCCAACACUGGCAGUGAAUUGGAUUUGAUUGGUGUCUGAUUUGAUUAUUCUAAUAGCCAGUGUAAACAGGAAGCCUCUGGAUUGGAGCGGGUCAAUUAUUGGUCUGUAAUGAGGUCAUUGUCUGUGAUUACAUGAAGGAAUCCCUCAGUGGAGAUCAAAAUAAAAUGUUAUUGGUCACAUGCGCCAAAUACAACAGGUAUAGACUUUACAGUGAAAUGCUUACCAACGAGCCUAUUCCCAACAGUGUAGAGUUAAAAAGUAAGACAAAUAUUUGCUAAAUAAAAAGGAAAUAGUAACACAAUAAAAGCAUAAACGAGGCUAUAUACAAGGAGUACCAGUACCGAGUCAAUGUGCAGGGGUACGAGGUAGUUGAGGUAAUUGAGGUAGUACAGUAUGUACAUGUGGGUAGGGGUUAAAGUGACUAGGCAAUCAGGAUAUAUAAUACAAAGAGAAGCAGCAGUGUACAGUGCCUUGGAAAGUAUUCAGACUGACUUUUUCCACAUUUUGUUCCGUUACAGCCUUAUUCUAAAAUUUAUUAAAUUGUUUUUUUCAUCAUCAAUCUACACACAAUACCCCAUAAUGACAAAGCAAAACAGUUUUUUAGACAUCUUUGCUAAUUUAUAUAUUUUUAAAACUGAAAUAUCACAUUUACAUAAGUAUUCAGACCCUUUACUCUACUUUUUUAAAGCACCUUUGGCAGUGAUUACAGCCUCGAUUCUUCUUGGGUAUGACGCUGCAAGCUUGGCACACCUGUAUGUGGAGAGUUUCUCCCAUUCUUCUCUGCAGAUCCUCUCAAGCUCUGUCAGGUUGGAUGGGGAGCGUUGCUGCACAGCUAUUUUCAGGUCUCUCCAGAGAUGUUCGAGCGGGUUCAAGUCCGGGCUCUGGCUGGGCCACUCAAGGACAUUGAGACUUGUCCCGAAGCCACUCCUGCGUUGUCUUGGCUGUGUGCUUCGGGUCGUUGUCCUGUUGGAAGGUGAACCUUCACCCCAGUCUGAGGUCCUGAUCGCUCUGGAGCAGUUUUUCAUCAAGGAUCGCUCUGUACUUUGCUCCGUUCAUCUUUCCCAGGAUCCAGACUAGUCUCCCAGUCCCUGCCGCUGAAAAACAUCCCCACAGCAUGAUGCUGCCACCACCAUGCUUCACCAUAGGGAUGAUGCCAGGUUUUCUCCAGACGUGACGCUUGGCAUUCAGGCCAAAGAGUUAAAUCUUGGUUUCAUCAGACUAGAGAAUCUUGUUUCUCAUGGUCAGAGUCCUUUAGGUGCCUUUUGGCAAACUCCAAGCAGGCUGUCGUGUGUCCUUUAACUGAGGAGUGGCUUCUGUCUGGGCACUACCAUAAAGGCCUGAUUGGUGGAGUGCUGCAGAGAUGGUUGUCCUUCUGGAAGGUUCUCCUAUCUCCACAGACGAACUCUAGUGCUCUGUCAGAGUGACCAUUGGGUUCUUGGUCACCUCCCUGACCAAGGCCCUUCUCCCCCGAUUGCUCAGUUUGACCGGGCGGCCUGCUCUAGGAAGAGUCUUGGUGGUUCCAAACGUCUUCCAUUUAAGAAUGAUAGAGGCCACUGUGUUCUUGGACCUUCAAUGCUGCAGAAAUGUUUUGGGUACCCUUCCCCAGAUCUGUGCCUCGACACAAUCCUGUCUUGGAGCUCUACGGACAAUUCCUUCGACCUCAUGGCUUGGUUUUUGCUCUGACAUGCACAGUCAUUAUGGGUUAUUGUGUGUAGAUUAAGGAUUUUUAAAAUCCAUUUUAGAAUAAGGCUGUAGCGUAAUUUUUUUGGGGGAAAGUCAAGGGGUCUGAAUACUUUCUGAAGGCACUAUGUAAAGUGUGUGUGUGGGCAGAGUCGAGUGAGUGUGCAUAGAGCAGCAUUUCCCAGACUCUGUCCUGGGGACCCCAAGCGGUGCACAUUUUGGUUUUUGCCCUAGCACUACACAGCUGAUUCAAAUAAACAAAGCCUGAAGAUUAGUUGAUUAUUUGAAUUAGCUGUGUAGUGCAUCCCUUGGGGUCCCAAGGACCGAGUUUGGGAAACGCUGGCUUAGAGCCAGUGCAAGGGAGUCAGUGUAAAACAAUUAAGAUUAAUAAAGGGGGUCAAUGUAAAUUGUCUGGGUAGCCAUUUAACUGUUCAGCAGUCUUAUGGCUUAAGGGUAGAAGCUGUUCAGGUGCCUUUUGGUCACAGACUUGGCGCUUCUGUGCCGCUUGCCAUGCGGUAGCAGAGAGAACAGUCUAUGACUUGGGUGGUUGGAGUCUUUGACAAUUUUUUGUGCCUUCCUCUGACACCGCCUGGCAUAGAGUUCCUGGAUGGCAGGGAGUUCUCCCUCCGUAGUGCCUUGCGGUUGCAUGCCGAGCAGUUGCCAUACCAAGGGGGAUGCAGCUAUUCGAGAAUCUUUUGAGGAUCAGCCCAUGCCAAAUCUUUUCAGCUUGCUGAGAAGGAAGAGGCGUUGUCGUGCCCUCUUCAUGACUGUGUUGGUUCGUUUGGACCAUGAUAGAUCCUUAGUGAUGUGGACACUGAGGAACUUGAAGCUCUCGACCCGCUCUGCUAUCGCCCCGUCGAUGUGAAUGGGGGCGUGUUCUGAUUUUUUGGGGCGAUUGCGUAAUGUGUGGAUGUGUUGGGGCGGUAUGUGAAUUGGAGUGGGUCUAGGGUUUCUGGGAUGAUGGUGUUGUGAGCCAUGACCAGCCUUUCAAAACUUUUGUAGGAUUCAUCUUAGUCCUGUAUUGACGCUUAGCCUGUUUGAUGGUUUGUCAGAGGGCGUAGCUGGAUUUCUUAUAAGUGCUGGAUUAGUGUCCUGCUCCUUGAAAGCGGCAGCUCUAGCCUUUAGCUCAGUGCAGAUGUUACCUGUAAUCCGUGGCUUCUGGUUGGGAUAUGUACAUAUGGUCACUGUGGGGACAAAGCCGUCGAUGCGCUUAUUAAUGAAGCCGGUUGUCACGUUCGUUGUGUAAAGGAUCGGACCAAGGUGCAGCGUGGCAUGCUCCCCCUCUCAGUCCUCCCACAAUGCACCAAGCCCUGUCUGGACCCUGGUGUGGGAUCCCUCGACCCUGGAGAGGGGUUGACGUCUGGUCCCGGCCCAGCAGUCCUCCCGCGAUGCACCAAGUCCUGUCUGGACCCUGGUGUAGGAGCCCUCGACCCUGGAGAGGGGCUGACGUCUGGUCCCGGCCCAGCAUUCCUCCCGCGAUGCACCAAGUCCUGUCUGGACCGUCGCUGGAGGCUCUGGACUGCAGACCGUCGCAGGAGGCUUCGGGCCAUGGAUCAUCACAGGAGGCUUCGUGCCAUGGAUCAUCACAGGAGGCUUCGUGCCAUGGAUCAUCACAGGAGGCUUCGUGCCAUGGAUCAUCACAGGAGGCUUCGUGCCAUGGAUCAUCACAGGAGGCUUCGGGCCAUGGAUCAUCACUGGAGGCUUCGUGCCAGUGCGAGGAGCAGGCACAGGCCCCACCGGGCUGGAGACCCGCACCACUGGUUUGGUGCGAGGAGCAAGUACGGGGCGCACCGGGCUGGAGACACGCACCACUGGUUUGGUGCGAGGAGCAGGCACGGGCCGUACUGGUCUGUGAAGGCGCACUGGCGGCACAGUGCGUAAAGCCGGCGCAUAGCCUGGUGCCUGCACGGUCACACGCUCCUCAAAGCGAGUGCGGGGAGUUGGCUCUGCUAAACCUGGCUCCGCCAGCCUCUGCUCUAAGGACCGAGCUCUCUGCUGCUGGAGGGUUAACUCCUCUCUCAGCUCCUCCUGUUGCCUGGCCAGCUCCUCUCUCCGUGCAUCCACUGACUCCUGCAGCGCCUCCUUCUGAAGGAAGAGCUCCUGCUCCCUCUUAACUAACAGCUCCCGUAAGGCGGUGUUCUCCUCAGAGUACUGAGCUGCAGGUCUUGGAGGGCAUCUAUCAUAGCGGCUUCUUCUGUUGCUAUCUCCCUCUCCACAAUCAGCUCUUCCAGGGCCUCCGCCAACCACCCUGUGUGCCCCCCCCCCCCCCCCCCCCCCCCCCAUUUUAUUUAUUUAUUGGGGCUGUCUCUCGGGCUUCCUUCUUGAUCGGGACCUUUUGAGUCGCCGUUUUUUCUCUACAGCCUGGGCUUCUUCCUUCGCCCGGGGUCCCUUACCGGCCAAUAUCUCCUCCCAUGUCCAGAAUGUUUUCCCCACCUGUGUCCAGCAUGUCUGCUCCUCCUGGCGACGCUGCUUAGUCCGUUGGUGGUGGGAUCUUCUGUCACGUUUGUUGUGUAAAGGAUCGGACCAAGGUGCAGCGUGGUAUGCGUACAUAGUCAUUUAUUUUAAUAAACACCGACAAAAUAACAAAAUCCAACAGAACGUGAAGUUCAAGAGGCUAAACAUCAAACAAGCCAAACAGAAACAAGAUCCCACCACUAAGGUAGGCAACAUGGCUACCUAAGUAUGAUCCCCAAUCAGAGACAACGACCAACAGCUGCCUCUGAUUGGGAACCACACCCGGCCAACAUAGAAAUAUAUAAAUUAGAUUUCACACCCUGACCAACCCAACUAGAGAUCUCAAUGUCAGGGCGUGACACCGAUGACUGUGGUAACCUCCUCAAUGCCAUCGGAUGAAUCCCGGAAUAUAUUCCAGUCUGUGCUAGUGAAACAGUCCUGUAGCUUAGCAUCCGCUUCAUCGGACCAAUUCCGUAUUGAGCGUGUCACUGGUACUUCCUAUUUGGAGUUUUUGCUUGUAAGCAGGAAUCGGGAGGAUCAAGUUAUGGUCCGAUUUGCCAAAUGGAGGGAGGGGGAGAGCUUUGUUUGUGUGUGAAGUAAAGGUGAUCUAGAGUUUUUAUCCCUCUAGUUCAGGGAUGGGGAAACUCCAGUCCUCGGGGGCCGGAGUGGUGUCGUACCUUUUCCCCAUCCCUAACAAACACAGCUUAUUUUAAACUAAUUGCAUUGUAAACUAAAGAUCAUGAUGUUGAUUAUUGGAGUCAGGUGUGUUUGCAGGGGCUGGGGCGAAAGACCAAUCAGGCCCCGGAGGACUGGUGUUGCCCAUCCCUGCUCUAGUUGCACAGGUGACAUGCUGGUAGAAAUUAGGUAAAACGGAUUUUAGUUUUCCUGCAUUACAAUCAAUGGCCACUAAGCGCGCCGCUUGAGCAUUGUCUUGUUUGCUUAUGCCCUAUACAGCUUGUUUAGUGCAGUCUUAGUGUCAGCAUCGGUAUGUGGUGGUAAAUAGACAGCCAUGAAAAAUACAGAUGAACAUACUCUUGGUAAAUAGUAGGGCUGACCCCAAUUAUUCGACUGGUCGAUUGUUUGGUCAAUAGGCUGUUGGUCGACCAAGAUUUGUUUUAGUCGAGCAGUAUCAUAUACAUACAUACAUACAUGCAUACAUACAUACAUACAGUCGUGGUCAAAAGUUUUGAGAAUGACACAAAUAUUAAUUUUCACAAAGUCUGCUGCCUCAGUUUUUAUGAUGGCAAUUUGCAUGUACUCCAGAAUGUUAUGAAGAGUGAUCAGAUGAAUUGCAAUUAAUUGCAAAGUCCCUCUUUGCCAUGAAAAUGAACUUAAUCCCCAAAAAACAUUUCCACUGCAUUUCAGCCCUGCCACAACAGGACCAGCUGCCAUCAUGUCAGUGAUUCUCUCGUUAACACAGGUGAGAGUGUUGACGAGGACAAGGCUGGAGGUCACACUGUCAUGCUGAUUUAGUUAGAAUAACAGACUGGAAGCUUUAAAAUGAGGGUGGUGCUUGAAAUCAUUGUUCUUCCUCUGUUAACCAUGGUUACCUGCAAGGAAACACGUGCCGUCAUCAUUGCAUUGCACAAAAAGGGCUUCACAGGCAAGGAUAUUGCUGCUACUAAGAUUGCACCUAAAUCAACCAUUCAUCGGAUCAUCAAGAAGUUCAAGGAGAGAGGUUCAAUUGUUGUGAAGAAGGCUUCAGGGCGCCCAAGAAAGUCCAGCAAGCGCCAGGACCGUCUCCUAAAGUUGAUUCAGCUGCGGGAUCGGGACACCACCAGUGCAGAGCUUGCUCAGGAAUGGCAGCAGGCAGGUGUGAGUGCAUCUGCACGCACAGUGAGGCGAAGACUUUUGGAGGAUGGCCUGGUGUCAAGAAGGGCAGCGAGGAAGCCACUUCUCUCCAGGAAAAACAUCAGGGACAGACUGAUAUUCUGCAAAAGGUACAGGGAUUGGACUCCUGACGACUGGGGUAAAGUCAUUUUCUCUGAUGAAUCCCCUUUCCGAUUGUUUGGGGCAUCCGCAAAGAAGCUUGUCCGGAGAAGACAAGGUGAGCGCUACCAUCAGUCCUGUGUCAUGCCAACAGUAAAGCAUCCUGAGACCAUUCAUGUGUGGGGUUGCUUCUCAGCCAAGGGAGUGGGCUCACUCACAAUUUUGCCUAAAAACAUAGCCAUGAAUAAAGAAUGGUACGAACACAUCCUCCGAGAGCAACUUCUCCCAACCAUCCAAGAACAGUUUGGUGACGACCCAUGCCUUUUCCAGCAUGAUGGAGCACCUUGCCAUAAGGCAAAACUGAUAACUAAGUGGCUUGGGGAACAAAACAUCAACAUUUUGGGUCCAUGGCCAGGAAACUCCCCAGACCUUAAUCCCACUGAGAACUUGUGGUCAAUCCUCAAGAGGCGGGUGGACAAACAAAAACCCCACAAAUUCUGACAAACUCCAAGCAUUGAUUAUGCAAGAAUGGGCCGCCAUCAGUCAGGAUGUGGCCCAGAACUUAAUUGACAGCAUGCCAGGGCAGAUUGCAGAGGUCUUGAAAAAGAAGGGUCAACACUGCAAAUAUUGACUCUGCAUAAAUGUAAUGUAAUUGUCAACAAAGAUAUCUAAAAACACUGAAGCAGCAAACUUUGUGAAGACCAAUACUUGUGUCAUUCUCAAAACUUUUGACCACGACUGUGUGUGUGUGUGUAUAUAUAUAUAUAUAUAUAUAUAUAUAUAUAUAUAUAUAUAUAUAUAUAUAUAUAUAUAUAUAUAUAUACACACAAUUUAUUUAUUUUAUGGCACACGAGACACCGGUCUUAUUCGUGCCCAUCUCCGUGAACUAAUCCAUUGAGGAGGCCGCGAGGAUGGCACAGUCCAAGAAGGGGAGUCUCUCCAGAAUGAGCUCUUUCCCGCCAAUUUGUGCACAUUCAUUGUUUCAUAAAUUCAUUGUGUGAAUUGUUUGCGUUUGAUUGUUAGUGUUAUAUACUAUAUGUACAAAAGUAUGUGGACACCCCUUCAAAUUAGUGUAUUCGGCUAUUUCAGCCACACCCGUUGCUGACCGGUGUAUAAAAUCGAUCACACAGCCAUGCAAUCUCAAUAGACAAACAUUGGCAGUAGAAUGGCCAUACUGAAGAGCUCAGUGACUUUCAACGUGGCAUCGUCAUAGGAUGCCACCUUUUCCAACAAGUCAGUUCGCCCUGCUAGAACUUCCCAAGUCAACUGUAAGUGCUGUUAUUGUGUUAUUGCAAACAUCUAGGAGCAACAACGUCUCAGCCGCGAAGUGGUAGGCCACACAAGCUCACAGAAUGGGACCGCAGAGUGCUGAAGCGCGUAGCGUUUUAAAAAUAAUCUAUCCUCGGUUGCAACACUCACUACCAAGUUCCAAACUUUCUCUGGAAGCAGCGUAAGCACAAGAACUGUUCGUCGGGAGCUUAAAAUCACCAUGCGCCAUGCCAAGCGUCAGCUGGAGUGGUGUAAAGCUCACCUCCAUUGGACUCUGGAGCAGUGUUUCGGGCUAGUUCCAGUGAAGGGAAAUCGUAACGCUACAGCAUACAGUGACAUUCUAGAUGAUUCUGUGCUUCCAACUUUGUGGCAACAGUUUGGGGCAGGCCCUUCCUUGUUUCAGCAUGACAAUGCCCCCGUGCACAAAGCGAGGUCCAUACAGAAAUGGUUUGUCGAAAAACGGUGUGGAAGAAGUUGACUUUAUCUCAACCCCAUCGAACACCUUUGGGAUGAAUUGGAACGCCGACUGCGAGCCAGGCCGAAUCGCCCAACAUCAGUGCCUGACCUCACUAAUGCUCUUGUGGCUGAAGGGAAGCUGCAGCAAUGUUCCAACAUCUAGUGGAAAGCCUUCCCAGAAGAGUGGAGGCUGUUAAAGCAGCAAAGGCGGGACCAACUCCAUAUUAAUGCCCAUGAUUUCGGAAUGAGAUGUUCGACGAGCAGGUAUCCACAUACUUUUGGUCAUGUAGUGUAUAUCACCAGUAGUACAUUUACUGAUAAUUCCUAUAAUUUCUAAUCUACAAUGUUUGUUUGGUUACGGUAAUGUCUGUUAAUCCAUUCAAUAGGCUAUAUUAUUAUUCCAGUCUUUUACCGUUCUCAUUGUCGGAGUGAACAUGUUGUUUGCAUAGCGCACAACCUAUGCUACACUUGUGAGAAAAGUUCCAUUUAUGAGUUUUGUCAAUUAAGUCAUGGUCUUUCCUUUGGAGCGCUCCUGUCAAUGUUGAGUAAGGACGCGCACCUGAUUACGCAUAGAAGUAGGCCUAUAGGCUACCUGGCCUGCGCACAAAUGUAGGCAUAUAAAUGUGCCCAUUUGGGGAUCUGAUAGUAUUUCUGAUUGGCUUAAUGCAACACCACUAAUGAGCUGUGGAGCUUCUCAAAGUAAUGCUUUCUUCACCUCAAACAGCAAGCAAAUGAAGUCUGUCAUUCUCUAUGGAUGUAAAAAAUAAUCUUUCCAGCUCUCUCCCUUUCGAUAACCACUUAGCGUGAAAGGGGAAAAAUGCCAGUAAAAACGUUAUAAAAUAGGCCUACCUGAUUACUUCUUAUCCCUUGUGCAAAUAGCCUACAGCUGUGUCUGUCCCGAGCUCACUGGCGCGGGAAACUCUGAGGGCCCAGAAUAUUUUACAAAAUGUUGCAAGGAGCUUCAGGCCGGACCCAAGUUAAUAGUUGAUACAAUGUUUUAAAUUCGUUGCAGACAGGCCAUGCGUAGCCAAUGUGAUUCAUAGGAUAUUUACCUGCAGGCUGCAAUGUUUUUAUUUGUUGGCUUUAUAGGCUAUUUUUAUGUAGUUGGCAAUGACAAUAGAAGUUACCUUUUAGGUUCAUAUUAUUUUCAUUUAGAAUUGGAUAGAAUUUUGAUUAAACACAUGACAAUGAUUUUGAGAUACGAAGACAUUAUUAUAAUUUAAAUUUAACUUUUCCACAAAUGUGCAUAUGAAAACCAUAACUGGAACACAGAUUGGUAGAUAUGGUAAGAUCCUCUGUGGUCCUCUGUAGCUCAGCUGGUAGAGCACGGCGCUUGUAACGCCAAGGUAGUGGGUUCGAUCCCCGGGACCACCCAUACACAAAAAAAAUGUAUGCAAGCAUGACUGUAAGUCGCUUUGGAUAAAAGCGUCUGCUAAAAUGGCAUAUUAUUAUUAUAUUAAAUUGGCAUUCCCCAUGAGAACUUGCCGACUCCUCGUGUAGCCUAUUACCAGCAACUUCAGGAGAGUAAAGGCAGAAUUUGCGAAAGCCAGCAGGAGCGGGACCAUCCGGUCCCGGACAGGUUAAGUCCACUCGUCCAAAUAGAGGUUAGUGAUAGUGAUGGCUGUUCUGAUGUCCAUAAGCUCUUUUAGGUCAUAGGAAACGGUGGCGGAAACAUUAUGGAAAGAUCCAAUUAUGACGACAUCGUCGUCGCCAAUGAUAACUGUUGUCUUGUCUGUUCUCUAGGUUCUACCGUAGUGACGGAGAGAGCCCGGCCGACGCAAACGCAGAGCCCAUAUUCACAGUCAACAACAGUGGUGGUGGAACCAGCAGGACCCGCAGUACAGAUCGACCAGGGUAAGGAGUCUACGACCCAGGAGGCGUUGUCUCCUCUUUCUUUUACACCUCUCCCUGGCUUGAACUGUGGCAAAUUCUGGAAACUUUCCCAAAAUCCCCAGGUUUUCCAGAAAUCCUCCAACUUUAAAACCGGGGGAUUUUGAGGAAGUUUCCAGAAUUUGCAACCCAACACUUUCAUGAGUGUCCAUCCAAUCAUGUCUUACCAAUCUUCUCUGUGGUGUUUGUCCGCUCCAAGGGCCCCCAGUCGCUCCAGCUGGAGACUUGACAGAGACAUGGGUCUGAUGAACGCAAUUGGCCUCCAGCCCCGACACCCCGCCCCCUCUGUGACCUCACAGGGCACUCAGACGCCCAUCGUCCAGCUGCAGAACGCAGAGACGCAGACAGAGCGGGACCUCCCCAGGCCCAGCACCUCCCACGCUGCUGCUUAUGGUAGGAGGAUUAAUAAUAAUAAUUAUUAUUAUUAUUAUUAUUACAUUUUAGUCAUUUAGCAGACGCUCUUAUCCAGAGCGACUUACAGUUAGUGAGUGCAUACAUUUUCCAUACUGGAAUUAUUACAUACAUUAUUACAAUACAUUAUUAUUAGAGGCCGACCGAUAAAUCGGUUGACUGAUAUUAUCGGCUGAUAUUAGCCUUCCCAGAAAUAUAUGCAUCUGUCUUUAUUCCACAGAUAAAGUGCCAACAUUAUAUACCUAGAAUGAACAAAUACAGUGCAUUCAGAAAGUAUUCAGACCCCUUUACUUUUUCCACAUUUUGUUACGUUACAGCCUUAUUAUAAAAUGGAUUAAUAAAUAAAAAAUCCUCAUCAAUCUACACACAAUACUCCAUAAUGACAAAGUGAAAACAGGUUUUUAGAAAUCUUUGCAAAUGUAUUAAAAAUAAAAAACUGAAAUGCAUUAUUUACAUAAGUAUUCAGACCCUUUGCCAUGCGACUCGAAAUUGAGCUCAGGUGCAUCCUGUUUCCAUUGAUCAUCCUUGAGAUGUUUCUACAACUUGAUUGGAGUCCACCUGUGGUAAGUUCAAUUGAUUGGACAUGAUUUGGAAAGGCACACACCUGUCUAUAUAAGGUCCCACAGUUGAUGGUGCAUGUCAGAGCAAAAACCAAGCCAUGAGGUCGAAGGAAUUGUCCAUAGCGCACAGAGACAGGAUUCUGUCGAGGCACAGAUCUGGGGAAGGUUACCAAAAAAUAUCUGCAGCAUUGAAGGUCCCCAAAAACACAGUGGCCUCUAUGAUUCUUAAAUAGAAGAAGUUUGGAACCACCAAGACUCUUCCUAGAGCUGGCCGCCCGGCCAAACUGAGCAAUCGGGGGAGAAGGGCCUUGGUCAGGGAGGUGACCAAGAACCCGAUGGUCACUCUGACAGAGCUCCAGAGGUCCUCUGUGGAGAUGGGAGAACCUUCCAGAAGGACAACCAUCUCUUCAGCACUCCACCAAUCAGGCCUUUAUGGUAGAGUGGCCAGACGGAAGCCACUCCUCAGUAAAAGGCACAGGACAGGCCGCUUGGAGUUUGCCAAAAGGCACUCUCAGACCAUGAGAAACAAGAUUCUCUGGUCUGAAGAAACCAAGAUUGAACUCUUUGGCCUGAAUGCCAAGUGUCACGUCUGGAGGAAACCUGGCACCAUCCCUACGGUGAAGCAUGGUAGUUGCAGCGUCAUGCUGUGGGGAUGUUUUUCAGCGGCAGGGACUGGGAGACUAGUCAGGAUCGAGGGAAAGAUGAAUGGAGCAAAGUACAGAGAGAUCCUUGAUGAAUCUGCUCCAGAGCAUUCAGGACCUCAGACUGGGGCGAAGGUUCACCUUCCAACAGGACAACGACCCAUAGCACACAGCCAAGACAACGCAGGAGUGGCUUCGGGACAAGGCUCUGAAUGUCCUUGAGUGGCCCAGCCAGAGGCCCGGACUUGAACCCGAUCGAACAUCUCUGGAGAGACCUGAAAAUAGCUGUGCAGCAACACUCCCCAUCCAACCUGACAGAGCUUGAGAUGAUCUGCAGAGAAGAAUGGGAGAAACUCCCCAAAUACAGGUGUGCCACGCUUGUAGCGUCAUACCCAAAAAGACUCGAGGCUGUAAUCGCUGCCAAAGGUGCUUCAACAAAGUACUGAGUAAAGGGUCUGAAUACUUAUGUAAAUGUGAUAUUUCAGUGUUUUGUUUUUGCAAAAUGUUCUACAAAAUGGUUUUUGCUUUGUCAUUAUGGGGGUGUUGUGUGUAGAUUGAUGAGGGGGGAAACAAAUCAAUUUUAGAAUAAGGUUGUAAUGUAAGAAAAUGUGAAAAAAGUCAAGGGGUCUGAAUACUUAACGAAUGUACUGUCAUUUGAUCAUUCUGGGUAGACGCUAAUUUGCAGUAAUUUUAAAUGUUUCAAUCAUUGCCUGAAGAGGGCGCUCUACGAGCUGCUCAUUGAACAUCAUUCAACCCUAAGGUCACAACUUGAGAGAGAGUAGGCAUGGUGGUUUGACGGUGAGUAGCUUACCACAGGCAGCGCAUUUGAAUAAGUAAAUAAUCAAAGUACACUUCACAAAGCAAGCAGCAUUGUCCUCAUCACAUUCUCACUUAACGUUAGCUGUCUAGCAAGCCAGCAGCAGGGUAGUGAGCUUCACAAUCUAGCCAACAAGAUAGUUAGCUUAGCAAGCUAGCAUUCUGUUCUACUUGUGUGUUAACACUGGACUGGUGCCAAAGUGAACACUCGUCCUUGAUACAAAAAUAACUGUUUCUGUCUGGGCCUAUUAUGUUAGCUAGUUGGCUUAUUUAGUUUGUUUUCCGAAAUAUGCAAUCUGCAAAAAGCAAGACAGUCUAUCAUUCAGGCCAUGUGCUUGCAUUCAUGGUGAGAUAAGGAGCUAGCUAGCUAAAUUAGAACUUGUGACUAAUACCAGUGCUGCAAGCAUUGCCCUGCAUAAACAUUUUCAGUCAUCAGUGCAUGCCAUUUGCUGUUGACAUAUACAGUGGGGAGAACAAGUAUUUGAUACACUGCCGAUUUUGCAGGUUUUCCUACUUACAAAGCAUGUAGAGGUCUGUAAUUUUCAUCAUAGGUACACUUCAACUGUGAGAGACGGAAUCUAAAACAAAAAUCCAGAAAAUCACAUUAUGAUUUUUAAGUAAUUCAUUUGCAUUUUAUUACAUGACAUAAGUAUUUGAUCACCUACCAACCAGUAAGAAUUCCGGGUCUCACAGACCUGUUAGUUUUUAUUUAAGAAGCCCUCCUGUUCUCCACUCAUUACCUGUAUUAACUGCACCUGUUUGAACUCGUUGCCUGUAUAAAAGACACCUGUCCACACACUCAAUCAAACAGACACCAACCUCUCCACAAUGGCCAAGACCAGAGAGCUGUGUAAGGACAUCAGGGAUAAAAUUGUAGGCCUGCACAAGGCUGGGAUGGGCUACAGGACAAUAGGCAAGCAGCUUGGUGAGAAGGCAACAACUGUUGGGGCAAUUAUUAGAAAAUUGAAGAAAUUCAAGAUGACGGUCAAUCACACUCGGUCUGGGGCUCCAUGCAAGAUCUCACCUCGUGGGGCAUCAAUGAUCAUGAGGAAGGUGAGGGAUCAGCCCAGAACUACAUGGCAGGACCUGGUCAAUGACCUGAAGAGAGCUGGGACCACAGUCUCAAAGAAAACCAUUAAUAACACACUACGCCGUCAUGGAUUAAAAUCCUGCAGCGCACGCAAGGUCCUUCUGCUCAAGCCAGCACAUGUCCAGGCCUGUCUGAAGUUUGCCAAUGACCAUCUGGAUGAUCCAGAGGAGGAAUGGGAGAAGGUCAUGUGGUCUGAUGAGACAAAAAUAGAGCUUUUUGGUCUAAACUCCACUCGCUGUGUUUGGAGGAAGAAGAAGGAUGAGUACAACCCCAAGAACCCCAUCCCAACCGUGAAGCAUGGAGGUGGAAACAUCAUUCUUUGGAGAUGCUUUUCUGCAAAGGGGACAGGACGACUGCACCGUAUUGAGGGGAGGAUGGAUGGGGCCAUGUAUCGCGAGAUCUUGGCCAACAACCUCCUUCCCUCAGUAAGAGCAUUGAAGAUGGGUCGUGGCUGGGUCUUCCAGCAUGACAACGACCCGAAACACACAGCCAGGGUAACUAAGGAGUGGCUCCGUAAGAAGCAUCUCAAGGUCCUGGAGUGGCCUAGCCAGUCUCCAGACCUGAACCCAAUAGAAAAUCUUUGGAGGGAGCUGAAAGUCCGUAUUGCCCAGCGACAGCUCCGAAACCUGAAGGAUCUGGAGAAGGUCUGUAUGGAGGAAUGGGCCAAAAUCCCUGCUGCAGUGUGUGCAAACCUGGUCAAUACCUACAGGAAACAUAUGAUCUCUGUAAUUGCAAAUAAAGGUUUCUGUACCAAAUAUUAAGUUCUGCUUUUCUGAUGUAUCAAAUACUUAUGUCAUGCAAUAAAAUGCAAAUUAAUUACUUAAAAAUCAUACAAUGUGAUUUUCUGGAUUUUUGUUUUAGAUUCUGUCUCUCACAGUUUAAGUGUACCUAUGAUAAAAAUGACAGACCUGCAAAAUCGGCAGUGUAUCAAAUACUUGUUCUCCCCACUGUAUAUAUCUCCAAUACAUUUUGUAUUUACUUUCGUAUUUAUAGAGGCGAGAGUUGCUUUUUGGUGGUUAUCAUGUAAACCACAAAUAAAAUGUUUUUAAAUGUUAAUUUGAAUAUUUACUUAAGAAAUCAUAAUUUAGAGUAUCAGUUAAUCCUUUAGAGCACAAUUAGUGUUAUUAAAAAAAGGAUGUUUUCAUUCCCCCUCUAAACAUAUCGGCAGAUAUAUCGGUAUCGGACCCAAAAAUAUAUCGGUCGGGCUCUAAUAAUAAUAGGUGGGUGCCUGUAUUUGUCCUGUUUCAAGUGUGUAUUAUACGCAUGUGUUAAAUGCUUAUUUUGCAUAUCUCAUCUCCCUCGGAUAUACACCCAACGGUAACCCUGAAGCAAUUAGGGUUAAGUACCUUGCUCAAGGGCACAUCGGCAGAUUUUUCACCUUGUCGGCUCGGGGAUUCGAACUAGUAACCUUUCGGUAACUGGUCCAAUGCUCUAACCACUAGGCUACCUACCGGUAACUUUUCAUUGGCUCCCUGUGUGAAAACGAAACACUGAGAUCCAAUCAGACCCGUUCUCAAAUACACAUUGCCAUUCAGUUAAGAGUCAGCAGUAAAAUUAUUAUUUUGUAUUUAACACAGAUGUUAACCUUCAACCAAUGUAUGUCUCAUCUAACUUUCUGUGCAGUUUAGUGAUGCGGUUUUAGUUUUUUUUGAGGAAAUGUAAAUGUAUCAAUGUUUUCGAUUUCUCUCGCUACUCAUCUCAGUAGAAGUCCAAGAGCUCCCGUCCACGAGCCGCGAGACCAAGGGGAGCCUAGAGCAGCCACAAACCAGCCAGAUCGAGGACAGUGCCCUGGGAGAUGCCUCAACAGAAGCCGGCACCUCCACAGCCAACACCGGUAAUCCUCCCAGUCCCACCUACUACCCUCCCUUUUUAUAAUGCCAGAAAGCGGGGUUGGGGUCAAUUCAGAAAGUAAACCCAAUUUGAAAUGUUACUCAUUGAAAAGCAUAGAAGAGAAUUGGAAUUGAAAUGUCAGUGUACUUCCUGAAUUGGAAUGGAAUUGACCCCAACUCUGCCAGAACCCCUCUUAUUGUACCUUCUAUAUGGUUCUACGGAAUGUUUUCCCCUACUGUGAUCUCCAGGUGGGGUGCAAAGGCCCCCAAAGCGACAUCCAGGCCCUCUAGUCUCAAAUUCAAUUCAAACCAAUAGAAGCAUAGGGGUAGGGGAAACAGUUUUAUAUGGCCAUAAUGACGGCACAUGGUCAGGAAGGGCUGUUUCAACUGUCUGUUUUGCAGAGGAUGGAAUCCGUGAAAGAUAUAGGUAACUGCCAAAAUAAAGGAAACUCCAACAUAUUGUCUUUAUAGGGCGUUGGGCCACCACAAGUCCCCAGAACAGCUUCAGUGCGCCUUGGCAGAUAUUCUGCAAGUGACUGGAACUCUAUUGGAGGGAUGCAGCACCAUUCUUCCAUAAAUUCCAUAAUUUGGUGUUUUGUUGAUGGUGGUGGAAAACACUGUCUCAGGCUCCACUCCAGAAUCUCCCAUAAGUGUUCAACUGGGUUGAGAUCUGGUGACUGAGAGACACACUCUUUAAACCCCCUAUGCUUCUUUGAGAUCCCUCUUUCCAAACGUCACUGAGAUCUCUUCUAGCCAAGGUAGCCAAAAUAAUGUGCAACUGGGCAUUUAUAUACAUGACCCUAAGCAUGAUGGGAUGUUAAUUUGAUGUUAAUGAGGAGAGCGAGGUACAGCAAGAGCUACGUCACCAGGUUAUGCAGUCCCCCACUCACUGCAGUGCUAGAUAGAACUUUCUGGAAUAAUACACUUUCUGUCACAGCGAACGUACUAAAUUCGGGAAGCCCAAUCGAUUGUGAGAGAUGGCAUAUGCCUUUUUAUGUGAUACAUAUGGGUCGUGGGUUCGCAAUUUGCUGCUCAUGCAACAAACACACACACGAGGGGACUCCUCAUAAACACAACACUGGCAGUUUUCAGAAUAGCCUGCAUCAGACUUUAGCACAUCACCUAACGUUGUGUUACGCCUUUUACUAAGCAUCAUCAGACCUCGGUAGUAGCCUAUUUCAUCUCUCUUUCAAUGCUCUGGAAACCAAGCAGAAAAUCCUGUGCUCUAAAGAUGGCAUCAUAGCCACACAAAUACAUUAGAAGAUAAUUGUUGAUUUGAUCAGAAACACUGUGCUCACAACCUUUAUCUCCUAAAUGAUGUCGCUGGUGUAUUUUCUUUUCUUUGAAUUUGGGGAUAUAUUGCGCUAUAGGCUAUAAGGUUUUUACGAGGCGCGAGUUCCGUUCGUGAAACAACAUGCAUAAUGAGCUUCGAGAAAGAAAAUAUCCGACUACCUUUCUGUCAUGUCAACCAUCCAUCCAAAUCAUAUAAUUCUGUGUAUCCACCUUUUGUCUUUAUAAACUUUCACAUAGCCUAUUUCAUGAUAUGGGGUAAUCCAAUAAGCAACACCGCAGCUGUAGAUUGCAGUGAUCAUCAUUAAUCACGUAUGCUAUAUAUAAUCAAUACACGACUUUCACGGAGGAGGAUAUUUGAUGCAAGGAUAUACAAAUUAUUUUCCAUUUUAUAAAAUUAGCCUACAUUCUCUUGCUCACUCGAGGAAUGCAAUUUGGCUCAGGCUUGCAAACUGAAAAAAAUAAUGUUUGUCAUUUAGUCUACUGAUUUUGGAAAUGUAGGCUAAUAAUAAAUGUAAUAAUAGCAUAUUUGAUCUACCCCAAUGAAAAAUUGGAAAGUGCGCAUAAAUCCAUUUUGAUAGCCUGGGUACUGAUGCAUACAUCUAUCUAUUAUAUCUGCAACAGAAAUUAAGGAUAUGUUCGCUGUCAGCUGGCUACUGUAGGAAAGUUACAUUCGAAUGAAACGUUUGUUAAAUAAAUUAGCCUUUUAGCCCAUAUGUAUCAUCCUAUGAGGUGGACGUUAUGUUGCACACUCACUCUUUCCCUCAUUUUAGUAGAUAUAUUUUGCCGUAACGAUCUGAUCAUACCAGGUGGAAUGAUGUCAAAUUGCGUUGCAAGAUAAAAGUGGGAGGCGGGAGAAGAUUGGCUCCUUUCCUCCUUGCUUGGCAGAGAUCUCAGAAAAGGUAGAAUUGUGAACCUGUGACCCAUAUUUAUCACAUAAAAUGUAUAUGCCAUAUCUCACAAUCGAUUGGGCUUCCUGGAUUUAGUGUUUUCAAUGUGACAACGUGUAUUUAUUUCGUAGAGUUGCGUUAUUCCAGAAAGUUCUAUCUAGCACUGCAGUGAGUGGGGGGCUGUAUAACCCUGUGACGUAGCUCUCGCUCUAGCUCUACCUCGCGCUCCCUGAGUGAGAGAGGUACGCACUUUGACAGACAGUCCAACAUUGAUUCAAAGGGGUUUAGGAACUUAGACAAAAUUGAAUUUCGGCAGGCAUAAUUGAAUUUCUCCCCUCUCUCAGGGAGUAAUUUCCUAUGGCCCCCGAUGGUUUCCACUGUUUCCUCAUAACCACCCUCUUCUAGCAACCAGCUGAACUGAACACUGGGGUUUCAAGGAAUAACAGCAGACUGAUAUAUUAACUUCCUCCCCGGGGCUAAUUAAGUUGUCAUUAUAUUACAUUGUGUGGCAUGUCACCAAAAAACAAAAAAUAGUAUCAGCAGCUUGAAAGCAUUAAUUAUCAUCACUCAUAUCUUCUCUUGUUCCCUCCCUCCCUCUGUCCCAGGCGAGGCCCCAGAGUAUGCCCCAGGAGAGGACGCCCUGGCGCGGAUCCGCCGGCUCAUCGCAGAGGGCGGCAUGACGGCAGUGGUCCAGCGGGAGCAGAGCACCACCAUGGCCUCCAUGGGUGGGUUUGGCAACAACAUUAUCGUCAGCCACCGCAUCCACCGCGGCUCCCAGACAGGGGCGGGCGCCGUAGCUGGGCGGCCCAGCAGCAGUGACCCCGUUCUGGCCGUCUCUACAGCCUCCCCUUCCGCCUGCCCCAUCAACUCCCUGCGUCUCAGCCUGGAGCACCCCCCUGCUCCCUCAGAGCCUCACCCAGGCCCGGUGUGGGGUCUGCCCUCCCUCUCUCAACCACAACCCCCCGGCCUAGCCUCGGAGGGUGAGGGGGCCAGUCUCUCAGUGGCCAUGGACAUCGACGACGUGUUUGAAGGAGCCGGCCGACUGGAUGAUUCUGAGCCAGGCCCCUCUUCCUCCCUGCUCUUCUCCUCCUCUUCCUCUUCUUCCUCUCGCGGCUCUUACCACUCCAGCACCGGCAGAAACGGCAACAAUAACAACAAUGGCAGUAGCAGCAGAGAUAAUUACCCAGGCGACCCUUACAGCAGGUAG
Messenger RNA from Coregonus sp. 'balchen', 31828 nucleotides. The record is from the annotation of a GenBank genome assembly. NCBI's taxonomy places the organism in Eukaryota, Metazoa, Chordata, Actinopteri, Salmoniformes, Salmonidae.